Molecule: messenger RNA, 3513 nt
Organism: Melanotaenia boesemani (Boeseman's rainbowfish)
Lineage: Eukaryota; Metazoa; Chordata; Actinopteri; Atheriniformes; Melanotaeniidae
Product: septin-7-like
Exons: 14
Coding region: 190-1491 (433 amino acids)
Biological process (GO): cytoskeleton-dependent cytokinesis; cilium assembly
Cellular component (GO): cell division site; septin complex; septin ring
Molecular function (GO): GTPase activity; molecular adaptor activity; GTP binding
Source: RefSeq, a predicted model, not a curated record
GCUGUUAACACGGUUAACAUCCGUUACUUUUCGUCAGUCUCAUAGCGGCCAUAUAGCCUCAUUCAUCCGUUAUAUUUAGCUGACAGUUAGCGGUUGUUUGGGGGAAACAGCGCGUUUGUUUCCGCUUCGUGAUCCUCCCGGACGGUUGUCGGUGUCCGCCGCGGUGAGCGCGCGCUGCAGCCAAGCACGAUGAUCGAGCGACCAGAAACUGCGGUUCCCAGCAUUGCUCAGCGAAACCUGGAGGGCUAUGUGGGCUUCGCCAAUCUUCCCAACCAGGUGUAUCGGAAGUCCGUCAAACGAGGAUUUGAGUUUACAUUAAUGGUUGUUGGUGAGUCAGGCCUCGGGAAGUCGACACUCAUCAACUCUCUCUUCCUGACCGACCUGUACUCCAAGGACUACCCUGGUCCCUCCCAGCGCAUAAAGAAGACUGUGCAGGUGGAGCAAUCCAAGGUGUUGAUCAAGGAGGGAGGGGUCCAGCUGACGCUCACCAUCGUGGACACGCCAGGGUUUGGAGAUGCAGUCGACAACAGCAACUGCUGGCAGCCAGUCAUAAACUAUAUCGACAGUAAGUGCGAGGACUUCCUGAACGCCGAGUCGAGGGUGAACCGUAGAUCCAUGCCAGACAACAGAGUUCACUGCUGCCUGUACUUCAUCGCGCCAUCUGGACACGGCCUGAAGCCGCUGGACAUCGAGUUCAUGAAGAGACUCCAUGACAAAGUCAACGUGAUUCCUCUAAUUGCGAAAGCCGACACUCUGACCCCUGAGGAGUGCCAGCUGUUCAAGAAACAGAUAAUGAAAGAGAUACAGGAGCACAAAAUAAAAAUUUAUGAAUUCCCAGACACCGAGGAUGACGAAGACAACAAGCUCAUUAGAAAGAUCAAGGAGAAGAUGCCGCUGGCGGUGGUUGGCAGCAACGUGGUGGUUGAAGUGAACGGCAAGAAGGUUCGAGGGCGGCAGUAUCCAUGGGGCGUGGCAGAAGAGGGCAUUUUUGUGGAGAACGGAGAGCACUGCGACUUCACCGUGUUACGCAACAUGUUGAUCCGCACCCACAUGCAGGAUCUAAAAGACGUCACCAACAACGUUCACUACGAGAACUACCGCAGUAAGAAACUUGCUGCCGUCACCUGCAAUGGCGUAGAUACCUCCAAGACUAAGGGACAACUCACCAAGAGUCCGCUGGCUCAGAUGGAGGAGGAGCGCAGGGAGCAUGUGAUGAAGAUGAAGAAAAUGGAGGCAGAAAUGGAGCAAGUCUUUGAAAUGAAAGUUAAAGAGAAGAAGCAGAAACUGAAGGAUUCAGAAGCCGAGCUUGAACGACGACACGAGCAGAUGAAGAGAAACUUGGAGGCGCAGUAUAAAGAGCUGGAGGAGAAGCGGCGGGUGUUUGAGGAGGAGAAAAACAGUUGGGAGGCUCAGCAGAGGAUCCUGGAGCAGCAGAAACUGGACGCCUCCAAGACGAUGGAAAAGAACAAGAAGAAAGGGAAAAUCUUCUGAAGAGGGACCCAACAUCUUGCUUCAGUUUUACACAAACUCCUUUUCCUCUUCAUCCCCUCUGUAGAGUGGUCCUCCGAACACACACAACCAGAAAUAACCUUCAAGUCAUGCCAUAACAACCCCCAUAACUCGACCCAAGUAUACAAUCUCCUCGCUGCAGGUUUUACCGCAUCUGUGGAAAGUGUUUCAUUUUCAUGGGGAAUGCAUGUUUGUAGAAUUCUGUUUCCUGUUUUCCUGACAAAGAGGUGAAGCCAAGUUCCUUUGAGCUGACAGCAGUGUCAACGUUUCUACAUGUUCUAGCUGUUUGCUCUCCAGGUGUCCACAGCUGCAGAUAAACUGUUUCUUUUAUUGCUGUCAAGACUUAAAACACAAUAAAACACACAGAUCUCCUCGAUAGCACGGCAGGAGAAGAGAGCGUGAAGUGAGCGAGAGUAAUUUAAUCAGAUAGAAGAAGGUCGGGUGGAAAGGAGGCCAGGACACAUCAGAAACAUCACAGAGCUGCUUGUAGAGCUGCCUGACGUGCUAACGUAGCCUGCUGGCUAAAUGCUUGCCAGCAAGGAACAUGCUAAUACUGUUUAGCAUACGCUAGCCUCAGAAUUAAGUCAUUCUCAGGAUUUUUUAAUUUUAUCAGUCAAUGAACUUAUUAAAUGUGUCAAUAACAUCUUCACAAAAAUAAAAUUUUCUUGCAAUCUUGUCUCAAUAAAUAUGAUUUAAGUCAAAUUUUCUUCAAGUGUGAACAUUUUUGUGAAGCUGUCUGGCGAGCAGGCUUGGAAUCGGCGUUAAGUUUAAUAAAGUUAUUUGUGUUGGCUAAUACAUCAUUUGAUUAAAAAUGUCUUUUUAGAAAAUGUAUAUUUGGAAUAAAGUUGAAGGGUUAAAAAGGGUCUUUUUUAAUGAUAAAUUUGCUAAUAAAAAUGUUUCCAACAUUUACAAACUGCUACAUGAAUAAAAUUGUCGAGCAGGGAAGAUUUACACGAGCAGUCCGUGUGGGCUGCGGCGAGUCUGUUUCAUUGGAAACUAACGGAGGUAAAAUGUGUCACACUGGCUGAGUGCUCGGUAGACGUAUGCGAAGCCUCUUCGGUGUCUGAAACUAAAACCUAAUGUGUUUUAUGUUGUGACGUACCUGAUGGUGUCGUCACUGACGUGAGCUCUGAUGUCCAGGUGUUUCUACUUCUUUCUUUUUUGGGCCAAACUGUCAAAAUAUGUAUAAACACUACCUUCAGCUAACCGGUCAUAAAGAAUAUUGUUCAUGCAGUUGAACCUUUAUUGUUCUUCCUCAGAGUUGUAAUGUUUUAUUUUCAUAUGAUAUUAAUGAUACUCUAUGUACGGUUGAAGAAAUAAAAUCUGUUGUACUUUGGUUAAGUGGCUUUUAAUUAAUCUGUCAUUUUCUGUGGGGCAGUAGUUCAACUGUUCAUAUAAAAUUUAAAGCAAAAUGUUAAAGGGAAAAUCUUUCACCUUCAGAACCUGAAAUACUGAUCUGGUCAUGAUGGAAAUCCAAAUGUCUAUUAUCCACUAGAGGCUCCUUGGUGGCUUUUCUUUUAUUGCUUUUUAUGUCUUCAGAAAUAGAAGUCAGAAAAUGUACUAACAACCUUUUAAUAGAGAACUUUCUUUUUCAGAAAAUCCUUUUCCCAAUAAUAAAUAUACUUUCUUGUCUUCUACUUAAAAUAGUUGCUUAAGGAUUUUUUCCUAAGGUUUUAUCAAAACAGAUCAAACCAUAUCUAUAAAUAUUUGGUUUAGUUUUGUUUUUCCAGAACUUGCAGCAAUGACUAAUGCCAUUAUUUUCAGAGGAUGACUAUUAUGUAAUAAUAUGCCAAUGGGUACACCUCAGGACUGCUCCAUUAUUCCCAAUUUCUCUGAUAAAUGCUAUUCUGUGGUCCUACAAGGUCGUUUGUAACAGCCCAACUCUUCGAAACAUUUAAUGUAUUUUUGUCAUUUUUUUUCAUAAAAUGUGUUUUGGUUGUUUCUUUUAAAGUUUGUUCUGUCCCUGACUUCAUGGUUGAUAUUAAAAGUUCAGUUGUGCUUUAA